CACCAUCCCCAUUUACAGGCUUAUUACAAAACCUGCUCUCUCUCUCUCUCUCUCUCUCUCUCUCUCUCUCUCUCAAGGGUAUGGCAUAUUUCAGUUUGUUGGACACUUCCCAGCUGGAUCUUAAUGCAAAUCCUAUGAGCCUUACGGAUGAAGUUCCGGUAUGUGAAGCUUCAAUAAUAAUUAAAGAGGUGGUGCAAACCAAUUUCCUUGGGUUGGGAAGGAAGAAUGCAGUCAAAGAAGAGGUUAGUGCUCUAGAAGAGGAAUUGAACAGGGUGAAUGAGGAAAACAAGAAGCUGACAGAGAAGUUGACAGUGGUGUGUGAGAAUUACAAUACUUUGAGGAGCCAUUUGGUGGAUUACAUGAACAAGAAUCCUGUUGGGGCAGAUCAGGCCCAGACGGUGGGGAAGAAGAGGAAGGCAGAGAGCUCAAUCACCACCAACAAUGGUGGAAAAAACAACAACAAUGGAGGAAAUACUAAUGUCAAUUCAGAUCAGAGUAGUUCGAGUGAUGAAGAUUCUUUAAGCAAUAAGAAGCCUAGGGUUAGGGAAGAAGAACAUGUCAAGGUGAAAACUUCAAGGGUUUAUGUGAGAACUGAAGCCUCUGAUACUAGCCUUCAGGUGGUGAAAGAUGGGUACCAAUGGAGGAAAUAUGGGCAGAAGGUCACUAGAGACAAUCCUUCCCCAAGAGCUUACUUCAAAUGCUCUUUUGCUCCAACCUGCCCGGUCAAGAAGAAGGUGCAAAGAAGCAUUGAAGAUCAAUCCAUUUUAGUUGCAACAUAUGAAGGAGAGCAUAACCAUUCACACCCUUCAAGAGUUGAGGCUGCGUCGAGCUCAAACCUCUGUGUGACACUCGGCUCAUCACCCCCUCGCCCGCCUUCGCUCGCCUCAUCUGGACCAACCAUCACCCUUGACCUCACAAAACCUAAUACAAACACCGAUUCGAAAAUUCCAAACCCAGCGGUCAGUUCACAGGAAUUUCAGCAGUUUUUGGUUGAACAAAUGGCUUCUUCCUUGACGAAAGAUCCCAGUUUCAAAGCUGCGGUGGCAGCCGCCAUUUCCGGAAGGUUUCUUCAACAUAAUCAGACAGAGAAAUGGUGAAAAGGCCAUGGAUAGGGAGUUUAGUUUUCUUGUGUAAGAUGUUUUUGACUAGUUUUUUUGGAAGAUUUCAAGUGUACCAAUUGAUGUACAUACCACAUUGGUGGAAAGACAAGACUUAGUAUUUGUUUUAUAACAAGUAGUUUGAAAAUUUCCAAAUGAGGGGGACCCAACCGCAGCUCAUUUAGAAUAAGUUUUCAAACUCUUGUUGCAGAGCCGAAUUAAUGGAAAUAAUUACAAAUUCUCCGAUUUCAGAAA
Rhododendron vialii is the source of this 1352-nucleotide messenger RNA. RefSeq names its product probable WRKY transcription factor 40. Lineage: Eukaryota; Viridiplantae; Streptophyta; Magnoliopsida; Ericales; Ericaceae. The record is from RefSeq and is a predicted model, not a curated record. The coding region runs from base 81 to 1097 and encodes 338 amino acids. The transcript has 5 exons. Gene Ontology annotation, biological process: regulation of DNA-templated transcription. Gene Ontology annotation, molecular function: DNA-binding transcription factor activity; sequence-specific DNA binding.